Messenger RNA from Dioscorea cayenensis subsp. rotundata (Guinea yam), 1531 nucleotides. Its product is annotated as ninja-family protein AFP3-like. The record is from RefSeq and is a predicted model, not a curated record. Bases 343 to 1392 code for a protein of 349 amino acids. Gene Ontology annotation, cellular component: nucleus. Gene Ontology annotation, biological process: negative regulation of DNA-templated transcription; signal transduction. The transcript is spliced from 2 exons. NCBI's taxonomy places the organism in Eukaryota, Viridiplantae, Streptophyta, Magnoliopsida, Dioscoreales, Dioscoreaceae.
AUUUUCAUCUCGUCUUCUUCUUCUUCUUCUUCUUUGGUUUUUCAUCUCCAAUGAGUUCUCCUUCUCGUCCUUGAAUUUUCUUCGAUUUACUCUUGCGUUUUUAUUUGGUUUUUGAUGUCUUUGCGUUGUCAGAAAUCUUGUUUUCUUUUGAUUUUUUCAUCCAAGUUUCAUUCUUUUUCAUCAUGGAUUGGUUUAAUAAUGGUUCUCUUCUAAUCUCUCAUGGAGUUCUUCAAUUCUAUAUGGAAUCUUCAUCUUGUUUGUCUCUGAUGCUUGGUGAACGAUAAAAAUUGGUUUUUUUAGCUUAUAAAGUUUGGAUCUUUUGCUUGGAUUCGUUGGCGUUCGAUGGAUUCAGGCGCUGAGAAUGAGAGAGUGGAAGAGCUCUUGGCUCGUGUUAAUGGAUGCCAUAGAGAUUUCUUGAAGAGGUUUGGCAGUCAUGGUUGCGCUAAUGAGCGCCCGCAAGGUGUUCGUCAGAAUGCUGCAGAGGAGAUGGAGCUUAAUCUGGGGCUUUCUCUGGGAGGUUGCUUCGGUGUAGAGCCUAGAGAGAACAAGCUCGUUCGAUCAUCGUCGAUAGCUGCGCCUUCUAUGAUUCCGAGAAGCUAUGAACGUGAGUUCAGUGGUCUCUUGAGGGCGUCUUCAUUGCCAGCAGAGAACGAUGAGGAGGUGAGGAAGAGGAAGGAGUUGCAGUGCUUGAAGAGAUUGGAAGCCAAGAGGAAGAGAACGGAGAAGAGGAAUUCAAGGAUAGAAGGUUUGGGUGAGGAUUUGAAUGGGAACCAAACAAAGGUCAAUGGUUUGAAUGGAGUUCAUAGCCAUGGGUUCAUGGGGUUGAAGAAUGGGACUAAUGGUUGGGCAAUGGGAGGUGUGGGAGCAGUGCAGAGCCACAGGCCAUUGUCACAGGGUUCCGGUGGAUCGCAGGGGAGUGGGUCCUCAGGCUUGUCGGACUCUGGAAGCCCGGCACCUGUGAAAGGGUUUGAGAUCCCGAGGAUGAAUGGAUCAUCAGAAGACAGGAACCCCUCGAACGAGUGUUCACUGCCGGAGAGUGCCAACCAUAAGGUGUCAAGCACUCCUCAGCUGCCUAUACUGAAAGGCCAAAACUCUGGAGACCUGUCAAAGAAGAUGACAGCGGCAUCGAUCAAUGGAAGAUCAGCGAGAGACAUUGAGCGGACCAUGAUGGAGGAAAUGCCAUGCGUGACGACUAAAGGCGAUGGUCCAAACGGCCGGAGGAUUGAAGGGUUCCUUUACAGGUACAGGAAGGGGGAAGAAGUGAGGAUUGUAUGUGUGUGUCAUGGUAGUUUCCUCACACCGGCAGAGUUCGUCCGACAUGCCGGAGGCGGUGAUGUGGCUCACCCGCUCAGACACAUUGUUGUGAACCCCUCUCCGGCGGCGUUCUUCUGAAAUGCUGAAAUCUAGUGUGACUUUUCUUGGCUAUAAUAUUAUCCGUGCAAAGUCACUGAACAUUUUCAAUAGUAACCGAAGUGACAUAACAAAUGUUCUCUUCUUGAAUCUCAAUUGAAUUUUGGUUCUUUGCUCUUUA